Leptidea sinapis is the source of this 5457-nucleotide messenger RNA. RefSeq lists its product as uncharacterized. The coding region runs from base 1 to 741 and encodes 246 amino acids. The record is from RefSeq and is a predicted model, not a curated record. Lineage: Eukaryota; Metazoa; Arthropoda; Insecta; Lepidoptera; Pieridae. The transcript has 6 exons.
AUGAACAGGUCAAACCCCUUGUAUACGGAGGAGGAAGAGCAAGAGGUAGUGAUAAUUGUGGACUCCCUCGAGGAGGGAGGGGACGUCGCACCAGACGCCUGUACUCCCAGACGAGCUCCUUCCACCUCAUCAGGCUAUGGCAGCGGUGGGGGCAGUCACGGCAGGGUAUCACCAAACUUACCAAAGAUCGAGCACUUCGAACCGGAGCCAGCCAAGUUCACUGACUCAGACAAAAAUGGAUCUCAAAGCACCUCCGAUUCGGAUGGUACUCCCCCGUGCACUCUGUCCAGAAGUCUCAAAGAGGAUAUACGAGCUUGCCUGGGAGGAUGCCGUUGGGAUAGAGACGUGAGCCAAGUGGUGGAGGCGGCAGUAUGCGGCGCUGGUGGAGUGAUAGCAGCCCGGGCUAGACUGCACGCAGCUCUACUGGCCCUGCAUGACCCUCCCAAACUGCCGAAUCGGGGUCCUUCCCUGCCGUACUGUGGACCAGGAGUCAGGCCCGGAGAUGUCACCAUGAUGGCCAAAACCACAGAGAUGUCUUUACUGGCAGCCAGUGCCCUCUUCACACUAGACGGAGCCAGAAGCGAGGAGUUAUCGAGAAGAUUGGCUCGGUGCCAGAAGAAGCGGAGGCGGUGUAGAGCUGUCUUGGCGCUGAUUGCCUUGCUGUUGCUGAUCGUUGCCGUUGGAGCGGUCGAGUUGCUGAUGUCGAGGGGGCAACGAGUCUUUGGAGCUACAUUACGUUAAAUAACAUAACAGACCAUGGAAUUGAAAAAAAACGGAGGACAAGCAUCAGUACCAGCCUGUCAUAAAAUAACUAUUUAGGUGUAUAAGUUAAUAUGUAUAUAUAAAAAAAAAUAUUACGGGACUGUCGUAACCGGUACGGUCGUUGUUGCUAUAAUUAAAUUGAUUUGUCAGUAUUGACAGCUUCUAUUUCAGUCAGCUUUCCAUCAAAAACUAUUAACUCUUUUACUCCGAUACCAAGUAAAAGAUGGAAGGGGAGCAAAAGCCUCUAGACCGCAUAGCUUUCUUCAAUUUAUGAUAAGAUAUGAAUCAAUUACGAGAAAAUAUUUUCUUGUAAAGGUUUUAAUUUUAACUUCGGUUAUUACGAUAUCUAAUAGGCAAACGUAAGAAACAAUGCACAUAGUCGCACCUUUGGUGUUUUUUCUCAAUGGAGCAAAAUUAUUGAUUUCGUCGGCUCUUGUGAGGGCGAGUACACAUAAGGCGCUCGGCGUUGCGAUAGGCGCGCGUUGGUAGCGAACAUACAGCGCGUUUAGCACGGCGUUUUACGAGCGUUAGUAGGGCGUCCAUACUCCGUUUCGAUUUCGUUGAUAAAUACGUCUGUAUCGAAGUGCUCGUUCUAUAUUUUGGUGAAUUGCGUCCACUCUACACGAAAGCGCGUGUUCAAAUGUACAACAAAAUGGCGGCUCAUGUAUCUCGAAGCGCGCGGCUGAUGCCCUCCCAACGAGCGUUUGAACGAAAAUAUCAAAGCGCGCGUUCGACGCGCGCCUGAUCAGAAACGCGCUCUUGCGUUUGUACACCUAGAAAAGAACUACUGGUUCUCAAAACGCACGUUACCAAAGUGCGCGCUUCAAAACGCCUUAUGUGUACUCGCUCUGACAGUUUGAGUAAUAUAGCCAAAAUGAUACAUAAUAUAACAAAUAUCUAAACCCGAUGGCCGAGCUCAUAAUGGUAGAUAGAGAUAAUAUAAUCGUCGAAUUUUUAAGGUGGGUUAACAGAAUUCUUUUAAUCAGCUGACAUGAUUUUUUGUAUAAAUUUGACAUCUAAUGGUCAAGUCAAACAUGCGCCAGAGUGCCGACGCAAGUCUAGUACUAUACCAAUGCUUCCCUCCGUGCUUGAGCUAGGAGUGACUUCUGUGAUAGCUGCUAGAACGUCAGUCACGAAAAAUUCUGGCACUGCUGCAAAGGCCAAAAGUGCAGAUCUAUAUAACGCGCUACUUCCACUAGCGAGUGACGCGCUCAGCGUAUUCGCUUGAUCGUGGCAUGUCGUUUUAUUUUAAUUUUAUAAUUAUUGUGAGAACUCACAGCAAGUUUUCAAUGAUAACUUAUUAAAUACUUAAAAUUUAUGAUAGGUACUUAAUAGUUCCACAUAUAUAUAAAACUAUUUGUAAGGAUGUAAUGUUAUGUCGUUGUGGAAUUGAUUUUUUAAGAUUUAUUUUACUAGCACGCUCGCUGCGUUCUCACAGCGGGGGCGCUACGGUCGGCCAUCAACGCGCACGAGAAUUAUAUCAUCAUCUCGUGGAGGUGGCGCCUAAAGAGUUUAUUUCAUAACGUCAGUUAAAAUUCGAGUUAAAUUCAUGCUAUAUGAUAAUUUAUAAGAAACGAACUAUUUGUGUGUAUACUGAUGAUGAUCUCACACAACCCGACGUGAGAUCGUUUGUUCUCGUAUUAUCUCCACUAAAUAAAUAAUUGGAAAUUGCUACACAAUUCAUUAAAUUGGAUGUAUCGUUAUUGGUCAGAAGACCAAAUAUGUACCUAAAAGGUUGCUAGUCCUUGCCAAAUUCAAGAAAUGUUAUUUAACCAAUUAAAAGCAUACAGAGCGAAAAUCAUUAUAUUUAUAAGAAACCAAUAUUUAAUUAAACAUUUGUCGAAAGCAAGAAGCUAUUCUAAAUGUUGUUUUUUGUUAUCAAACAGACCGCCAUUUAUAGCAAAAUUCUACUACAAGCCCUUGUCAGCUAAAUUCCAUUUUGAUAACGUGUGAUUGUCCAGCAUUUUCUUUAAAAGCCAUAUCUUACAUUAACGAUUGGUCUCCGCUGCGCUCUAACUAGAUACCACAAUACCUUUUUUAUUAGCGUAACUUUAUAUUGUAGUACUAUUUGUAAAGAUACACGUGUACGUGGCAUCUUGACACUCAAUGGCAUCUUUAAAUUUUUGUAAUUUAGUGUUAUUUUACAUUGAAAUUAAUAAAAUACAAAAUGCUUACAGAUGACAUGUGAUCCCAGUGUUUUUCUUGUUUAUUGUUAUAUUAUUUUAAGAAAGUUUUAGUACACAACCCACCAUUUUCGUUUCAAUUAUUGGCAAAGUUUAACAGAACACGUCUACGUCACACAUCGUUUGAGAUUGUCUCACUUGUGCGUAGUAUUAGUUGCACUUUGCGACUACGCCUUCGGUAUCUAGUUGGAGCGUAGCGGAGACCAAUCCUUAACCUAAGAGCCUUAUUUUGUUUUAAAAUAUCAGAACCCGCGACAUGAACAAAGACUCUUGUGUAAAUAAUCAAUUAUACCUGAGAUGUGUCCAACAUUUAGUGAAUACUCUAAAUCUUACUCCAAAUCAAACUACUCAAACUCCUCAAAAUUAUUACUGUACCUUGAUUAAUUUUGUUCUUGCAUUAGGUAAGGUUAAUUAAUUAAAUAACCACACAUAAAUCAUGUUAUACAAUAGGUCAACCGAAGUAUUGACGUUAAUAUAAUUACCUAAUUACGUAUAUAUUGCAUACUAGCUUUUACUCGCGACUUCGUCCACGUGGAAUUUUUUGCAGCAGUUUCAUUUUUUAAGGAUACUUUGCAAAUAAUAAUAUAAAUAUUAAUAUAAUACACAUAAUUUCAAUUUCAAUUGUAAAAUCCCUAAACGUACAUUUUGUACCAAAAACAUAUUUAAAGAUAAUCGUAGCCGUACUAACCUAGCAUAUUAUGACUCCUGCAUCAAUCGUAUUUGUCGCCAAUUUAAUACAGUUUCUCAAAAUAAUCAGCAACUCAAUUUAUUUAAUUCAACAUCAACCUGCUUUCGUCAUAAUGUCAUUGACUCCCUGCAUAAGGGAGCUAAUUUGUAGAAAUUACUAUUAUUUUUGUAACACUACUUUAAAUAAUCUGUAUGUCUCUAAAUCUUUUGUACAUGCUAGUAACCUUUACCACACAACAAAUGACGAAUUCCCAUUAAAAAAAAAUCCAUCCUCAAUUUCAACCCCCCCGUUUAUUUUUUCGCAUUUUUUCGCCUAUGUCCUUUUCUCAGCUCUAGUGUAACUAACAUUCACAUUUAUAAUAUACUACACAUUUACAAGUAGUUAUAUACAUUUUGUAUUUUGUCAUGCAAUGUGAAACAUGUUGCCCUGGGCGACACAGACUAUACGUAUGGGUCGAGAAGUCAAGUUUAUCUAGAGAUUUAUGAAUAACAUUGUGAAUUCGUACUUCGUUCACUUUUGUGAGUACAUCCAUACGCACAGAAUUACAAUCAGUUAUUGAACUUUGUCAAUAAUUUGCUAACUUAGUUUUUUUUUUAUUUAAAAUACACAUCUAUUUCAGUUUUACAGUGUUUCGUCAUCUUUGAUAAAAUCGUUACCAUGCUGCUAUGGCGGUCACUGACUAUCAGAUGAACCCAAAAGUACAUUUAAUUAAGAAUUCCAAACAGAAAAAAAAAAACAAAAUAUUAUUUUAUUACUAAAUUUUAUAGCAAUAACUUCUUUCGGCUGUGCGACGCCAUUUUGUUUCUGUAUAUUUUUAUGAAUACGUUCCAUAUUACAAUUAAAGGCAUGAUUUGAUAGUUUAGCAUUUAUCUUAAAAAAUAUAAUAUUUAAAUAGCUGUGUCGGCGACUUCGUUCACGUAAAUUAGGUUGCAUUAGUAUGAAUGCUUAUUUUAAUGUACCUCCGGGCACGGUUUGAUCAAAUACAGCCUCAAUGGUGGCUCCAGGCUAAGUUUCAUGAAUGUUUGUCCAGCAGUUUCAGAAAUUAGCGUGUUUUCUUAAGUUUGUAUUUUUGUGUACCGCGAGUCUAUAUCACCUUCAAUCAGUUUUUAGAAGAACUAUCCAAUGUUUAUAACCUAGACACAUGGUUGGAUUUGGUACGGCCAGAUCAUCGGACCAUCGAAUAUGAUCCGAUAACGGACCACGUCCGAUAGUUUCGAAUCAAAUCCUACGAUGUGUUUAGACUAUAACACGUUGAUUUUAAAGUUUUAUUAUAAUACUCUAUUUAAAGAUUGUAUUAAAAUGUAGAAAAAAUUUAUAACUAGGUUAAUUAUUGUGUAAGUGUAUAAUUGUGUUUGAUUUUUAUAUACAGUCUUGUCUAGUUAGAUUAUUGUUUUGAUUAAGAAUUUGAAUAUAGUAUUAAUUAAUAUUGUGAUAUCAAAAUCCUAAAACGUAGAUUAUAAAUGUAUAUCCGUAUAUCCGAAUUAUUAGUGUUAGAUAUUAGGUUUAAGAUUGAUUAAUUUAAAGAAUAUUUUCAAAGUCUUAAUAUCAGCAGAUAUAUUUUGACAGUUAUUAUAAUUAGUCUGUGAUAAAGAAGUAUGAAAUCUAGCGGUUAAUUAUUCAUAAGAUAAAAAAAUUUGUUGAUUAAAACAUGUUUAAUUAUUUCGGUAUGUAAAUAUUAUUAGAAAUUAGGCUUCUCUAAACAAGUUGUAACUAAAUGAUAAAUAAUGUAAUUUAAAUAACGUAAGUUCUGUUUAAUUUUUUUUUUAUUAUCAUUUUGUCUUUUUAUAGACAAGUUUUUCAUUUUUAUCUAUUUAAAAUAUAUCA